Molecule: messenger RNA, 2028 nt
Organism: Candida albicans SC5314
Lineage: Eukaryota; Fungi; Ascomycota; Pichiomycetes; Serinales; Debaryomycetaceae
Gene: ACS1
Product: acetate--CoA ligase 1
Exons: 1
Coding region: 1-2028 (675 amino acids)
Cellular component (GO): cytosol
Molecular function (GO): AMP binding; acetyl-CoA synthetase activity
Source: RefSeq, a predicted model, not a curated record
AUGCCGGAAUCUACUCAACAAUCUCAUCUUUCUUUGGACCAUGAGAAGAUGCAACAACCUCCUAAAGGGUUCACUGAACGUUCUAAAACAAAACCAAACUUACCUGAUUUUGAAACUUAUCAAAAAUUAUAUAAACAAUCAAUUGAAAACCCCAAUGAAUUUUUCACUCAACAAGCCAAAGAAAAUUUGGAUUGGUUUAAACCAUUUGAUUUAGCUAGAUUCCCUAUUGAUCCUAAAGAUGAUUACAAAAAUGGUGAUUUGCCAGCUUGGUUCAUCAAUGGACAAUUGAAUGCUUGUUAUAAUGCUGUUGAUAGAUGGGCCAUUAAAAACCCUGAUAAACCAGCAAUUAUUUAUGAAGGUGAUGAACCUGACCAAGGAAGAAUUAUCACUUAUGGAGAAUUAUUAAAACAAGUUAGUAAAUUAGCUCAAGCCUUAACUAAAUUGGGUGUUAAAAAGGGUGAUUCAGUUGCUGUUUAUUUACCAAUGAUUCCUGAAGCCAUUGUCACUUUAUUAGCCAUUGUUAGAAUUGGUGCUAUGCAUUCAGUUGUUUUUGCUGGGUUUUCUUCUGCUUCAUUAAGAGAUAGAAUUUUGGAUGCUGAUUCAAGAAUUGUUAUUACUGCUGAUGAAUCUAAAAGAGGUGGUAAAACCAUUGAAACCAAAAAAAUUGUUGAUGAUGCCUUGAAAGAAUGUCCAAAAGUUAGAAAUGUCAUUGUUUUCAAAAGAACUGGUAAUUCUCAUGUCCCAUUUUCUCCUGGUAGAGAUUUGUGGUGGCACGAUGAAAUGGCUAAAUAUGGCCCAUACUUCCCACCAGUUCCUGUCAAUUCUGAAGACCCAUUGUUCUUGUUGUAUACUUCUGGUUCUACUGGUAAACCAAAGGGGGUUCAACAUAACACUGCUGGUUAUUUGUUAGGAGCAGUUUUAACCACCAAAUACACUUUUGAUGUUCAUGAAGAUGAUAUUUUGUUCACUGCUGGUGACAUCGGUUGGAUCACAGGUCAUACUUAUUGUGUUUAUGGUCCGUUGUUAGCUGGUGCCACAUCAGUGGUUUUCGAAGGUACCCCAGCUUAUCCAAAUUAUUCCAGAUAUUGGGAAAUUGUUGAUAAAUAUAAAGUUAAUCAAUUUUAUGUUGCUCCAACUGCUUUAAGAUUAUUGAAAAGAGCUGGUACCAAAUAUGUUGAAAAAUACGAUUUAUCAUCUUUAAGAGUCUUGGGUUCUGUUGGUGAACCAAUUGCUGCUGAAGUUUGGCAUUGGUAUAAUGAUAACAUUGGUAGAGGUCAAGCUCAUAUUGUUGAUACUUAUUGGCAAACUGAAUCAGGAUCUCAUUUGUUGACUCCAUUAGCUGGUAUCACACCAACUAAACCAGGUUCAGCUUCAUUACCAUUCUUUGGAGUUGAUCCAAAGAUUUUAGACCCAACCACUGGUGAAGAAUUACCUGAUAAUGAUGUUGAAGGGGUUCUUGCCAUUAAAUCAGCUUGGCCAUCAAUUACUAGAGGUAUUUACAAUGAUUACAAUAGAUUUAUUGAUACUUAUUUGGCACCAUACGCCAAUUAUUAUUUCUCCGGUGAUGGUGCUGCUAGAGAUAGAGAUGGUUUUUACUGGAUUUUGGGUAGAGUUGAUGAUGUUGUUAAUGUUUCUGGUCACAGAUUAUCAACUGCUGAAAUUGAAGCUGCCUUGAUUGAACAUCCAAUUGUCGGUGAAUCUGCCGUUGUUGGUUAUGCCGAUGAAUUGACUGGUCAAGCCGUUGCUGCAUAUGUUUCGUUAAAGAAGGAUAAAGCCGUUGGUGAAGAUGUAGAAAACAUUAAAAAGGAAAUGAUUUUAACAGUUAGAAAAGAAAUCGGACCAUUUGCUGCUCCGAAAAUGAUUUUAUUAGUUGAUGAUUUACCUAAAACUAGAUCUGGUAAGAUUAUGAGAAGAAUUUUAAGAAAAGUAUUGGCUGGUGAAGAAGAUCAAUUGGGUGAUAUUUCUACUUUAUCUAAUCCAGGUGUUGUUCAACAAAUCAUUGAUGUUGUUCAUCAUGCAAAGAAAUAA